Molecule: messenger RNA, 356 nt
Organism: Staurois parvus
Lineage: Eukaryota; Metazoa; Chordata; Amphibia; Anura; Ranidae
Source: the annotation of a GenBank genome assembly
UGCAAACAUUUGUGAAAGGAUGGGUCGCUCUCAGUGAAUUCAAGUGUGGUACCAUGAUAGGUUGCCACCUGUGCAAUAAGAGCAUCUGUGAAAUUUCCUUGCUACUAAAUAUUCCACAGUCAACUGGUAGUGGUAUUAUAGCACAGUGGAAGCAACUGGGAACAUCAGUAACUUAGCCACGAAGUGGCAGACCACAUAAAAUGACAGAGUGGGGUCAGCGCAUGCUGAAGCGCACAGUAUGCAGAAGUCACCAAAUGUCUGUAGAGUCAAUAGCUAAACACCUCCAAACUUCGUAUGGCCUUCAGAUUAGCACAACAACAGUGUGUAAAGAACUUCAUGGAAUGGGUUUCCAUGGC